CCAUCAUCAUCAUCACAAUUCAAAACAAGAACCGAAUCAAACAAAAUCAACCACAAAUACCGGAAAUAUAUUGAAUAAUAAUAAUAAACAACGUAAUAAUAAUAAUAAGAUCCGGAAAAUAUUUGUCAAAGAUCGUAUAAAAUUACGUUGUAUUAUUGAUUCAAAUCCUGAACCAUUCCGGAUUCGUUGGUUAUUGAAUCAUCGUGAUAUAACAAUGUUGUUUACAUCGAAUGAAUAUCAAUUAUUGGAUAAAAAUCGAACACUUUUAAUCGAUAAUGGUGGUGUUAGUGGUGGUGGCCUAGGUCGAAAACAUGAAGGAAAAUAUCAAUGUUCAGCAUAUAAUAAACUUGGUCGUGGUGAUUCAUCUGAACUAAUCAUUUCAGUAUUACGACCACCAAAAUGUGCCUUUAAAUCCUCUUCAUCAUUAUCAUCAUCAUUAUUGAAAAAUCCAUCGUCGAUGACUUCAUCAACGACGACUACUUUAUCACCAUCCGCACAUGUGACAAAGAUUGAUUCAAUAAUCAAUUAUCCGGCAAAUUUAUUCUGUCAAGUUGAUGCUACAAUGCCAUCAUCAUCAUCAAUAAAACAACAACAACAACAACAACAAUCAUUGCCAUCAUCAAUAAUGAUUGAUGAUCGAUUAUGGAUUUAUUGGCAAUUACCAAAUGAUCAUUUUGUAUUGACAAUAAAUUCAAAUGGAAAAUUAUUACGAAUACCAUUGAAACGUUUAGAUCAAUUUAGAAAAUUACGAAAAAAAUUAUCUCAAUCAUCAUCAUUGUCUAAAAAUGAUGAUCAUAAUAAUAAUAAUCGUCUGUUUGAUGAUGAAAUUGCCGAUCUACUCGAUAUGGAUUCUGAUGAUGAAGAAGAUAGUAAAAAAGAAAAUGUCAAUGAUGAUGAUGAUGAACAACGACCUAAUAAUGUUAAUGAUUAUCGACGUAUAACAUUAGCAUCGAAUGAUGUUCGAUCAAAAUUAACAAUUAUACCACGUUCAUCCGAAGAUUUUGGUGUUUAUCAAUGUUGGGCGGAAAAUUUUUUCGGUUCAAAUCGUCAUGAACCUUGUUUGUUUAAUCUAACUAACAAUGGUAAUUUCAACGAUAUUGACAAUAAACAGAUACUAAAAACAUUCGAUAAUAAUCAUCAUCAAAAAUCAUCAUCAUCAUCACAAUGGAAAAAUACAGCCAUGUCAAAAAAUAAACCAAAACUUCCACGUUCAGUUACAAAUUGUACGACAACAUUCCUGAUUACAUCAUUAUUAUCGAUUCGUUGUGAACAUUUAAAUUAUUCAACAUUUCAUCGAAAAAUGUUUGGCAUUGGCAAUGAUGAUGAUGACAAUGAUGAUGAUGACAAUGAUGAUAUAGCCGAUCGUAAUCUAAAAUUUCAUUUAAUUCUGAAAGAAUUAUCAAAUUAUAAUCGUAAUCGAUCAGAAAAUUUGAUUACAGAUAUAAAAAUUCGACCACCACAAACAAAAAACAUUAUCACAGCUAAUCAAACUAAUCCAAUUGAACCGAUAUUUUUAAUAUCAAAUGUACGACCAACUUUUAUUUACGAAGCUAUCAUUUAUGUUUCAAAUGAUUUUGGUUAUAGUGAUCAAGUAACAUUUUCAACAUUAUUAUCGAUUGCAAUUGGUCUUUGUUUAUAUCGUCGUAAACGUAAUAAAUUGAUUGAAUUACAUCAACAACAAUUACAAGAACAACGACAACAACAACAACAACAAUCGAAUCAAUCAUCAUCAUCAUUAUUUGAUCAAGGAAAAAUGAAUGAUAAUUUUAGUGAUGAUGAUAAUCAUGAUCAUUGUAUCGAUAAUGAUGAUAAAAUUGAUGGUGAAAAAACAACAAUCAUUGAUUCAAGUUUUACGGAAACAUUUCCAUUAGAUAAUUAUUCUACUGCUGGUGUUUUUAUAUUGGAUAAAACUCGUUCCAACAAUCAUCAUCCAUCUGAUUCAAUUUUAUCAAAUAAUCAUCAUUUUUAUCAACAACAACAACAACAACAACCACAUCAUCCAUUGAUGAUUUAUCGUGAUUUUGUAUCAACCCCACCACCACCACCAUCAUCAUCAACAUCACCGGCAACAUCGAUGAUACAACAUCAAUCAUCAGCAAUGAAUAUAUUGAAUCCAUUAGUUCAACAAUCACAACAACAACAACCAACAAUAACAUCAGAAUUUUUAUAUCAACCAGCCGGUAAUACAUCCGGUUUUCUUGAUCUUGCUGUUGAUCGUGGUAAUGUACAACUUAUACCAUCAUCAAUAUCACCACCACAUUUACAACCAACAUCAAUGUCAUCAUAUUUAACAUUUUCUAAUAUUGAACAACAACAACAACAAACAGAACCAAUAUCAUCAUCAUCUUUAAUGUUUACUACUGCAAAUACAAAUACAGCAACUAUUAAUAAUAAUCUAGCCGGUAAUCAAUCCAUUUCAGAAGUUUGAAAAAAACAUUGUAUGAUGAUCACGCAACUAAUGAUAAUAAUAUGGAAAUGAAAUCAACAUCUUAUGAUGCGGUCAACAUCAAC
Molecule: messenger RNA, 2511 nt
Organism: Dermatophagoides pteronyssinus (European house dust mite)
Lineage: Eukaryota; Metazoa; Arthropoda; Arachnida; Sarcoptiformes; Pyroglyphidae
Source: RefSeq, a predicted model, not a curated record